This is a messenger RNA of Fusarium sp. VM40, 2250 nucleotides long. Lineage: Eukaryota; Fungi; Ascomycota; Sordariomycetes; Hypocreales; Nectriaceae. The record is from the annotation of a GenBank genome assembly.
AUGACUUCCCGUCGACACGUUCACUUCAACGCCAAAGCCAAAUCAUGGACAUCGCCUGCAUCAUCUUCCCCAGAGGCCAUUGAUCGAUUUCAUCAGAGCCUUCCCAACUAUGAACCAACACCUCUUAUCAAUCUCAUAGAUCUUGCCAAGGAUGUUGGGGUCGGUGCUGUCUAUGUAAAGGAUGAGACAAACCGCUUUGGCCUUCCGGCAUUCAAGAUUCUUGGUGCUUCUUGGGGCGCAUUCCGCUCAAUCGUUGAGAAGCUGAAGCUGCCUCUUGACUCAGAUAUUGACACAGUUCGGGAGGCAGCUAAGUCGCAAGAUUUGACCCUAUAUGCUGCGACAGAGGGAAACCAUGGACGUGCAGUGGCUCGCAUGGGUGCUAUCUUCGACAUCUCGGCCGAGAUACACGUUCCAGCAUCGAUGCAUCAAGCUACGGUAAAGUUGAUUGAAAGCGAAGGUGCCAAGGUCGUUAUAUCGAAAGGUCGGUACGAAGACGCCAUGAUUGAAGCUGAGUCUGCUUCCAAGCACGAUAAGGGGAUUAUGGUUCAAGAUCAUGCUUUUGGCGAUUAUCAGACUGUACCACAGUGGAUAGUUGAUGGCUACGGUACCAUGAUGCGAGAAGUCGAUCACCAGCUAGGCUCUGCCGAAGCCGACCUAGUUAUCGCUCCCGUAGGCGUCGGCUCCUUCGCCCAGUCUGUACUCUCUCAUUUCAAGAGAAGCGGUAUUACCACGUCCAUGUUGACGGUGGAGCCCGACACAGCAGCUUGUUUGUGGAAGAGUCUGGAAAAGGGCGAGUUCACCGAUAUCCCCACAACUGGCACCAUCAUGGCUGGUCUCAACUGCGGGACUCCCUCAACACUCGCCUGGAAUCUUCUAAAGGAUGGUGUCGAUGCAAGUCUGACGGUCUCGGACUAUGAAGCCCAUGAGUGUGUCUUGUAUCUCCAGUCACGGGGUAUCAAUGCUGGACCUUGUGGAGGAUCUACAUUAGCUGCACUGCGGCGGCUUACACCUGCUGACAAGCAAAGUCUCGGCCUCAACGAAAAGUCAACUGUGGUUAUCUUCUGCACAGAGCGUAACCGCGACUAUGAUAUUCCCAAAGAUGUUUCUGGCUCCGAUGCAGUGGCCCUGACACAAACUCUUGUCCAAAUCAACUCAGCAAGCCCUGAUCUGGGAUCUGUUCCUGGGCCGGGGGAGAUGGCCGUCGCUCGAUACAUCGCUGCAUGGUUGGAGCACCGAAAUAUCGAAACACAUUGGGUUGAGUAUACUAAAGACCGUCCCUCUAUCGUUGGUGUCGUCCGAGGUUCCGGUGGAGGAAAGAGUCUCAUGCUCAAUGGGCACAUCGAUACUGUGACUCUUUUGGGCUAUCUUGAGGAUCCACUCAGUGGCAAGAUUUCCGACGGGCGUCUGUAUGGUCGUGGAUCUGCUGAUAUGAAGGGAGGUGUUGCAGCUGCUAUGAUCGCUUUGGCUAACACCAAGGGCCUUGGGCUUCGGGGAGACGUGAUCUUCACGGGUGUUGCCGAUGAGGAGAGUUUGAGUAAAGGCACUGAAGACAUACUUCGGGCCGGGUGGAAAGCAGAUGCUGCGAUUGUCUCAGAACCUACGAACCUCGAGAUCAACCAUGCCCAUAAAGGGUAUUGUCACCUUGAGGUUAAAGUCCACGGACUCGCGGCUCAUGGAUCGCGAGCUGAUUUGGGUAUCGAUGCAAUCGUCAACGCAGGGCAUUUUCUUGUCGAGCUUGGUCAAUAUGCGAAGAAGUUGCAAGAAGGGCCGGGUAAUGAAACUCUUGGCACAGGAACAGCACACGCCUCCGUUAUCUCUGGCGGCGAGGAAGCUUCAUCUUAUCCUGGGCAAUGCACUAUCAUAGCAGAACGCCGUACAGUUCCAGGGGAGACUAACGCAAUCGUCCAGCGAGAGUUUGACGAUAUCAUCGCCAAAUUAGCAAAGGAGGUUCCAAACUUCAAAGCAGAGGCCAAAAUCAUCUUCAGUCGCCCUCCACAGUUCACGCCCCCUGACCACUCCUUCACCCAGCUUGUAUCCAGUAUCGUCACGAAGGCGAUCGGUCAGGAGGCAACUGUUUCUGGUGCGCCGUUCUGGACCGAUUGUGCUUUGCUUGCUGAGAAGGGGAUUGUGCCUCUUCUGUGGGGACCAAAAGGCGAAGGAUUGCAUGCGUCGGAAGAGUGGGUGGAUGUAAAAUCGAUCGAACAGGUGGCAAAGGGUUUGACCAACAUAGCAGCUGGGUUUUGCCGGUAG